AUGGUCAACUCAGCGAACCAGGUAGACCAAGAGCAGAUGAAUGAUGCUCGACAACAUCCGGACGACCCGAAUUUUAUGCCGAUGUACAACAACUCCAAGCACAGGUUCUCCAGCAGCGAGAUCGCCGACCUCUGGCAGGAGUUCAGGGAGUUCGACGAACACAAGAGCUUCGGGUUGUGCUUCGAGCAGCUACAGAACCUCAUGGUGGCGCGAGCAAGAACGGUCUUCCCCCAUUCGCCAUCAGUCUCCUCGGCCACCCUGAGCGAGGACUCCGAGGAGAGGUGUGCAGUCGGGGAGGUCAACCCCUACCUUCAGAGUCCUGUGGACAUGGGUAAGCAUGCAGCGGAGCGGAUGUGGGAUAGGAUGAUAGAGAUCAACCCGGGGAAGAAGAAGAUGUCAUUCGCCGAGUUCCUCGAGUGGAACGAGCGGUACUCGGACACGAACCUGCUCUCGACGAGCCCGGCGUCGACCAUCUCGUCGGCCAGCCCGGUUAGGCUGAUCCAGAAGGACGAGCAGGCAAACGAAGAGGACUUGAGGCAGCUGUUUGAAAACAGCAGGCGCAAGUCGUUCCCGGGCUUCGCAGGUAUCAUGAGGAAGAAAAGGCAGGGGAAAAGAUCGGCCAACAUUGAAGACUUGAAGACCCUCCCCAGGGUCAACCCACCGCCUUCUCCCACGAGGCUCCUAGCUCGGGGAAGGAGCGGGAGGAACUCGGCGACGAGCAGCAUGUGGGGAGGGGACGCAGUCUCGUCCUCCGUCACCACAGAGCAAGCUGAGCCGGCAGGCCUAAAGCAUUCAAUCUCAGAGCCUACUGAACGGGAACGUUUCCGUGCAUUGACAGUGGAUGUCGGAAAAAAUGGAGCACAAGUGGAGAGGGACAAUGUCACCAUUGAUAGGCCGUACACAAGAAGUCUUGACUCGAUCCCGAAAGAACUUACUAGGGAAGGUGAAGUUCAAGGAUGUAACAGGAGCAAGCAUGUGCUGACAAGGAAGCUGUUCAGAUUCUUGUGGAAGGCGCAGUACGAGCAUACCAUCCUCUCCUACGCGGGCCCUGAACUCUCUGUGGAGAUUUUUCUCUCGAAGUGUGAAGAAGUGGAAUGGGGCCGAAGACCUGAGUUGACGUGA
Molecule: messenger RNA, 1122 nt
Organism: Guillardia theta CCMP2712
Lineage: Eukaryota; Cryptophyceae; Pyrenomonadales; Geminigeraceae
Exons: 7
Coding region: 1-1122 (373 amino acids)
Source: RefSeq, a predicted model, not a curated record